CGCCCCUGCCACCUCCCUCAGGGCUCUCCGAUGCAGCUCCGAGCGAGCUGGGGAGGGGGCUGCCCCGCGGCCUCAAAGUUGGUCAUCGCUAAGUGCCUGCUGCAUCCUAGGGAGGUCUGUCAUUCUUUUGGAAAAUGGGAUCGAACCCGUUAUGUCUCUGGCUUCCUCAUUUUCUGUCACUUUGAUGAAUCUGGACCACACUUGAGUUAAUACUGAACGGCAGCCGUGUGGACAGAGAUGGAAAAAAGCAACGUCCGUCUGAUCUCAUUGCUGUUUCUUUCUUUCCCCCUCUGCCAGCGUCCUAGCCUGUUCCUCUAACCCCAUGAUGGCGGUGGACAUCGAGUGCCGAUACAGCUGCAUGGCCCCUUCCUUGCGCCGAGAGCGGUUCGCCUUCAAGAUCUCACCAAAGCCAAGCAAACCUCUGAGGCCUUGUAUUCAGCUGAGCAGCAAGAAGGAAGCCAGCGGAGUGGUGGCCCCAACCGUCCCGGAGAAAAAGGUGAAAAAGCGAGUGUCCUUCGCAGACAACCAGGGCCUGGCCCUGACAAUGGUCAAAGUGUUCUCGGAAUUUGAUGACCCGUUAGAUAUUCCGUUCAACAUCACUGAGCUCCUAGACAACAUCGUGAGUCUGACGACAGCAGAGAGCGAGAGCUUUGUGCUGGAUUUUUCUCAGCCUUCGGCAGAUUACUUAGACUUUAGAAACCGGCUGCAGACCGACCGCGUCUGCCUGGAGAACUGCGUGCUGAAGGACAGAGCGGUCGCCGGCACCGUGAAGGUGCAGAACCUGGCGUUUGAGAAGACGGUGAAGAUCAGGAUGACCUUCGACACCUGGAAAAGCUUCACAGACUUCCCCUGCUGCUAUGUGAAGGACACUUACUCCAGUUCAGACAGGGACACGUUCUCCUUUGACAUCCGCCUGCCUGAGAAAAUCCAGUCUUACGAAAGAAUGGAGUUCGCCGUGUGUUAUGAGUGCAACGGGCAGACGUACUGGGACAGCAACAAAGGCAAAAACUAUCGCAUCACCCGGGCGGAAUUGAAGUCCACUCAGGGCCCGGCCGAGUCACGAAAUGGACCCGAUCUGGGCAUCUCCUUUGACCAGUUCGGAAGCCCUCGGUGCUCCUACGGUCUGUUCCCGGAGUGGCCCAGUUACCUAGGGUACGAAAAGCUGGGGCCCUACUAUUAGUGGCCACGGGUGACGGAGCCCCGCUGAGUGGGUGCAGACGAGCCCCGCUGCAGUCACCGUGGGACGGAGAUGGAAAGCCAAGAGAAUAGCCGAACUGCCGUCAGGCACACUUUCCGAAAAGAAAGGAUCCUAUUCACUUCUUCCUCCAACCAGCAAGUCCGGCCCGGCUCAGACCACAGAACCAGUUUCACGCUCAGAGUGGCCGCGGUGUGCCGGUCUGCUUGGCACCCGUGGCAGCCACACGGGACGAUGGUGCCAGAGAGGGUCUGCACAGGAGCCAGGCCUGCAGGCAGUGCUGGCGAGGCUAGAGGAUGGUGGCUUCCUAACGAUGCGACGCGGAGGGUGCCCGGGCUGUGUGGAGGAGCGGCUGAGGACAGUCAGUCACUUGGAUGUCACUCCCUCCCCAGCCACCUUCUGGCCCCUUGCCGCUCUCUGGCGUCUCUCCACCCAGCCAGGCCUUCCUACCUCUUGCUGCUGUCUCACGUCUACGCGUUCCUCACAUUGUGCCUCCGUGCCUUUUUUUUUUUUGGUGUUUUUCUUCGACAGUUCAUCUGAUGUUCAGGAAACGAUAAUAAAGGCAGAUCGGCCUGGGAGACAGGCAUUUCCUCUUGCUGGGCCCCGGGUGUAUUUCCAGCGGAGAGCAGCCUGCCGGUGAUCCAGAGGAACUGGCGUCCGGGCAGCGGUGCGGAUUGCCGGCUCAGGACCGGCAGGACAGCCGCGAGUGGGACACGUUUCGCUUCUCCUCUUGGCUUUUGGGGGAGCUUUCUAAGCACUCAGACUUACCCGGAGUCACCAGGAGGCUCACUUCCAAGGGGUGUUUCAACUUGCUCGGCUGGUUGGCAGGCGUCUCGUUCUUUAUACCAGGAUUUUAGAUCGCCCUUUCUGGAGACUCAUCUUUUACACUGUGUUCAGGACAUUGGGAUUGGCAGAUCCAAUAUAUCCUCAGAGCCUUCCGAAAACGUUUGCUUUUAUUUUGACUGUGAUUUUCAGGACCCGGGACAUGUUACAGGCACCCAGGGACUUUGAUUUGGGUGUCCUUAUUUAUGCGAAAGAGGCAGAGGAGGAAAACCUAAGUUCUCCUAUGUUUGCCAGCUCUGCAAUAGCAGACAUCAAUUGUUCUCCACCAUGUCGGACAAAAGAAUUAAAAAUCUGGUGGGUCAUGUGGUUGUGAGACUCCUGGAACUUUCACUGUCAGAUGGAUCCCCAGAUCCUGUGAUUAUUUGGGGGCAAGCCUGGUUUGGACUUGGGGGUGUUUAAAAUAUUUUUACAUGUGUAUUUGUAGAAGGUUUGGGGUUUUUCUGUUUUUGUUUGUUUUUGUUUUUGGAGAUUAAAUGACUGUCUCGUU
Messenger RNA from Eptesicus fuscus (big brown bat), 2525 nucleotides. RefSeq names its product protein phosphatase 1 regulatory subunit 3B (gene PPP1R3B). Lineage: Eukaryota; Metazoa; Chordata; Mammalia; Chiroptera; Vespertilionidae. Gene Ontology annotation, cellular component: protein phosphatase type 1 complex. The transcript has 2 exons. The record is from RefSeq and is a predicted model, not a curated record. The coding region runs from base 323 to 1180 and encodes 285 amino acids. Gene Ontology annotation, molecular function: protein phosphatase regulator activity; glycogen binding; protein phosphatase 1 binding. Gene Ontology annotation, biological process: regulation of glycogen biosynthetic process; regulation of glycogen catabolic process.